Molecule: messenger RNA, 282 nt
Organism: Entrophospora sp. SA101
Lineage: Eukaryota; Fungi; Glomeromycota; Glomeromycetes; Entrophosporales; Entrophosporaceae
Source: the annotation of a GenBank genome assembly
AUGAUGAUCACAACGCCACUUGCUCCGUCUCAAUCAAUCAACGAAUCAAAAAAAUCUCAUCCAAACAUAAAAAAGAAUCCUACGGCUUCCAUCUCAUCCGAUAAUUUAAAUCACACAAGUGUAACACCAAAGAAACGUGUUGCCUCUACUAACUAUGACUGCGAUAUCAAAAAUGAUCCAAGAGACGAAUUUCAAAAAAUAGCAGCUCUACGACGAUUAUCCGGAGAAACUGUUCUAACACCUCGACGGAGCUCGAUAAUGGAGAAUGUUGAUCUUUCUUAA